AUGAUCCCUCCGAAAGGAGGCUGCUACAACCUGCUCUGGGCCGCUGCAGGCGAUAAAGAGGCCAUCAUUAACGGCGAAUUGGUUGGUGGUUCGGUGUCGGGGUUUGGGGAGGAUGAGUCGCUGGCGGAGCUGGAGGAUGAGGAGCUUCCGGAGUUCGGAGAGGAAUCGCUUCCAGAAUUCGAGGAGGAAUCGCUUUCAGAGCUCGAGGAGGAAUCACUUCCUGAGCUGGACGAUGAAUCGCUUCCAGAGCUUGAUGAUGUUCCACUGCCAGAGGAUGACGACGACUCGCUUCCUGAGCUUGAUGACGAUCCAUCACCGGAUGAAGAAGAGGAAUCGCUUCCAGAACUUGACGACGAACCACUUCCAGAACUUGCCGACGAAUUACUUGCAGCGCUUGACGAGGAUCCACCACCAGAAGACGACGAUGAAGCGCCACCCGAGCUCGACGACGCGCUCCCAGAGCUUGCCGACGAGCUCGAUGCUGCACUCGACGAGCCAUCCAAAUUCCCCAACGCCGACCCAUACGACCUAUCAUCCAACGCCGAGCAAUCCGGCAACAACUGCGCCAACCCAACCACCACCCCAGGCCCCACCGCCCCAAAAAACAGCUCCCCCGUAUUGACCGGAUGCGCCUCCGUCUGGUCACAAUACCCGGCAUCCGUGCACUGGUCGUUGAUCUUCACCACCACGCUUGUUCCCACGGAGAGCCCGUUGGAAGGGUACCAGUCGCUUUGGGGCGUGAUGUGCCAGCAUUGGCCGCAGCCUUUGCCAACGCCUGAGACUAUACUGGCGGCGCCGCAGUCGACGGUGUCGUCGCCAAGAUUGUCGCAGCCGGCGUAG
Molecule: messenger RNA, 840 nt
Organism: Letharia lupina
Lineage: Eukaryota; Fungi; Ascomycota; Lecanoromycetes; Lecanorales; Parmeliaceae
Exons: 3
Coding region: 1-840 (279 amino acids)
Source: RefSeq, a predicted model, not a curated record